Messenger RNA from Merops nubicus (carmine bee-eater), 1311 nucleotides. RefSeq names its product arf-GAP domain and FG repeat-containing protein 1-like. The annotation marks the transcript as partial. The transcript has 6 exons. Gene Ontology annotation, cellular component: cytoplasmic vesicle. Lineage: Eukaryota; Metazoa; Chordata; Aves; Coraciiformes; Meropidae. The record is from RefSeq and is a predicted model, not a curated record.
CCCGGCGCGUCCUCGGACAAGUACGCGGCCCUGGCGGAGCUGGACAGCGUCUUCAGCUCCACGGCCACCUCCAGCAACGCCUACACUGCCACCAGUAACGUCAGCAGCAAUGCUUUUGGAACAGUACCCGUGGCUGCUACAGCACAGACACAGCCUGCGUCUUCGAGUGUGCCUGCUCCGUUCGGAGCAACACCUUCCACAAAUCCGUUUGUAGCUGCCCCUGUUGCCCCAGUGGCACCUUCAACAAAUCCAUUCCAGACCAAUAGCCGAGGAGCAACAGCAGCCACAUUCGGUACUGCGUCCAUGAGCAUGCCCACAGGAUUUGGAACCCCUGCCUCCUACAGUCUUCCUACUAGUUUCAGUGGCAACUUCCAGCCGGCGUCGUUCCCGGGGCAGGCGGCGUUCCCGGCGCAGGCGGCGUUUGCUCAGCAGCCCAACGGAGCAGGUUUUGGUGCAUUUGGACAGGCAAAGCCUGUAGUAACUCCUUUUGGACAAGUUGCAGCUGUUGGAGUAUCUAGUAACCCUUUUAUGGCUGGUGCACCAACAGGACCAUUUCCAACAGGAAGUUCAUCAACCAAUCCUUUCUUAUAGCCUUAUAGACACUUUACCCAAAAGAACUCUUACGUGGUCACAUAACAUCUCUGCGCCUCUUGCACUGUUGUCUUGUUUCACUGAUAUUAGCUUUAAACACAAAAGAAGUCUUUAAGAAGUAAAAAUAAAAGCCUGCAUUGUGUACCUUUACAAACAAAUUAAAAAAAAACAAAACAAAAACAAAACAAAACAAACACCACCAUAAAAUACACAAAACCUGAGAGAGUCAACCCCCCACCAGGUAAUAACGUGCAAACCAGAGGGCUGUGGUAACAUCCUUGAACCUGUGAACUGGCAGGUGAAAAGUAGCGGUAUCAUGUAUAUUAAAAUUGGCAAAUAAGUUAUUGCAGAUACCACAUUCAUUAUGCUGCAGUACUGUACAUAUUUUUCUUAGAAAAUAGGUAUUUGUGCAUAUCAGUAUUUGUAACUUUAACACAUUGUUAUGUGAAAAAUGUUACUGGGAAAUAGAUCAGCCACUUGAAGGUGCUGUUGUAUCUCUUGGAAUGAACGAGCAGUGUCAUUUUAACCAUUGGUAUUGGAAGUCAUGAAGUUAAAUUGAAGGUUUGUUCAUUUCUCAAAACGUUUUCCUUUCCUAAGAGCUCUUCUAUUUAUACAUGCCUAAAUCUCUAAUGUUAGAGGGACACCUGUCUGCAUAAUAAAGCUGAUCAUGUUUUGCUACAGUUUGCAGGUGGAAAAAAAAAAUAAAGAUUAGCAAAAUGA